This is a messenger RNA of Linum tenue, 321 nucleotides long. The record is from the annotation of a GenBank genome assembly. NCBI's taxonomy places the organism in Eukaryota, Viridiplantae, Streptophyta, Magnoliopsida, Malpighiales, Linaceae.
AUGGAUAGGCGGAAGCAGAAGCUGUUUGCGGCGGCGGAGGAGGAGGAGAAGAAUAAAUCCUCGUCGUCAUCGCAUCCUCCGCCGGCUGUGGAGAAGCGAAUCCGGACGUUGAGUCGGCUGGUUCCUGGCUGCCGGAAGGCGCCGCUGCCGAAUAUGUUGGAGGAAGUCGGGGAUUACAUCGCGGCGCUGGAGAUGCAGGUGAAAGCAAUGGCGGCGGGUGGAGUCGGGGAGGAGAAAGCGGGUUCGGCGGAGGUAGUAGAAGAAUUAGGUUUCUAUUUUUAUUUUUUUUUAGUGAUGAUAAUAAUUAGGUGGAAUAUUUAA